Messenger RNA from Bactrocera latifrons, 681 nucleotides. RefSeq names its product tigger transposable element-derived protein 6-like. Lineage: Eukaryota; Metazoa; Arthropoda; Insecta; Diptera; Tephritidae. Bases 1 to 681 code for a protein of 226 amino acids. The record is from RefSeq and is a predicted model, not a curated record. Gene Ontology annotation, cellular component: nucleus. Gene Ontology annotation, molecular function: DNA binding. The transcript is spliced from 2 exons.
AUGGGCAACAUUUUUAACGCGGACGAAACGGGAACUUUCUAUAAGAUGCUGCCUGACAAAACACAUAAGAUCAAAGGUGAAACAUGCAGUGGUGGAAAAAUGUCUAAAGAAAGAAUAACGGCCAUGAUUUGUGCUAAUGCAUCGGGCACGGUAAAACAGAAAUUAUUGGUUAUUGGAAAAUAUAACAAUCCCAGAUGCUUUAAAAACGUUAAAACGUUGCCGGUAGAUUAUUGUGCUAACAACAAAUCCUGGAUGACUUCUCAGACCUUUACUGACUAUUUAAAGAAAUGGGAUUGUGAACUAAUAAAAGCCAAUAGUAAAAUUUUGCUAUUAGUAGAUAAUUGCCCUGCUCAUCCACAAGUUCAUCUUCAUAACAUUAAACUACAUUUUCUUCCGCCUAAUACUACAUCGGCUCUUCAGCCUAUGGAUCAAGGCGUCAUUAAUAGCUUGAAACAAUCUUAUAGAAAACAGCUUCUGAUGAAAACUAUGGACUUUCCUGAAGAAGCAAAUCCGACAAAAGCUGUGAGUCUUUUAGAUCCUGUCAAUAUGUUAAGUGUUGCAUGGGAAAGUGUCUCUAAGGAAACCAUAAGAAAAUGUUUUCGUCAUGCUGGUCUGGUAAAAGACAAUCCUGAUGGAUUAGAUUUCGACCCGGAGGACGAUGAACCUUUAAGCAAAACGUAG